Thunnus maccoyii (southern bluefin tuna) is the source of this 1158-nucleotide messenger RNA. RefSeq lists its product as uncharacterized. Bases 36 to 701 code for a protein of 221 amino acids. NCBI's taxonomy places the organism in Eukaryota, Metazoa, Chordata, Actinopteri, Scombriformes, Scombridae. The record is from RefSeq and is a predicted model, not a curated record. The transcript is spliced from 6 exons.
UCUGCUGAUCGUCUCCGCAGGACCCUCCGUUAGAGAUGUUUCCUUCCGCCUCUCAGCGCUGCUCCGCGGUCAGUUUUCUCUCUGCUCUCCGCUUCCUGUGGGUGUCUCCGGCUGUUCUCAGACCGCCGCCACUGCUGCUGCUGCUCCGCUCCGGAGGAAGAGUUUCGCGUAGCGCCAUGCCGUCCAACGUGGAGAUCAAAGCCAAAGUGAGCGACCCGACGCGGUUCGCCGAGAAGGCGGCCAAGCUCAGCCAAUCAGAGGGCACGAUCAUCAGGCAGCACGACACGUUCUUCAACUGCAGCCAAGGACGCCUGAAGCUACGAGACCUCAUGAACGGGUCGGGUCAGCUGAUCUUCUACGAGCGUCCGGACACUGACGGACCCAAACUGUCCCGCUACUCCAUCAGUCCGACCAGCGACCCUCCGAGCCUCCAGGUUGUGCUGUCAGACGCUCUCGGGGUGAAAGGUGAGGUGCGGAAGGAGCGGCGGCUGUUUCUGAUUGGUCAAACCAGAGUUCACCUGGACACGGUGGAGGGACUGGGACACUACAUGGAGCUGGAGGUGGUGAUGCGUCCGGAGCAGACCGUCGAGGAAGGACAGCAGGUGGCCGAGCAUCUGAUGGAGCAGCUGGGUGUGUCGAAGGAGAGUCUGGUGACCGGAGCGUACAUGGAUCUGUUACUGAAGGGACACAAAGAGACAUAAAACAAACACACACCUGGAGACAGAACAGAGGGGACCAGGACACAGUAUUUUGUACAGCAGUGGUGGGUAAAUAGCAGCUUUGGGCCUAAAUCCCCCCCCCUCCCAACACAAAUAUUUAUCCCCCUGAUGAAAGCGAGAAGUUUUUAAUUUUCACAGUUUACAUCAAAGCUUAUCACAGAUCUACAGAGCUGUGGAUAACAGAAUAAAUCCCAGUGAUUAUAAGCUUGUUCCGUCCAAUCCUGAACACUGUUUGAACAGUGAUGCUGCUGAAAUUAAGUCUAAUAAACCAGCCAGAAAUUAUAUUUCAAUGUGUGAAUUCUGACACUGUUUUAAUUCCACAAAUUUAGCCUGUUGGACCAAAACGCAUCACAAACAGGCGGCGCCCGACAGAAACGCUGUGUUGACGCUGUGUUUUAAUCGUGUGUGUGGAUGACCAAUAAAUAAAGAAGUGCAGAAC